GCGACCAGCAGACGCGUUAGUGGUUUUGUUUUUGUAGUCGAUGAGGAGCGACGCGGCUUGAGUGAACCUCUGGAACCCGGACUUUCACCUGAGACCGAGAAACGGGGCAGCUGCUAUGGGUGCCGGUUCGAGCACCGAGGCCGAAAGGGAGCCGCUCCUCGCCCCGAGCCACCCGGAGGCGGACAGUCCGCCGGUCAACAGCCGAGUGUACGGCCGAAGAUGGCUGGUUCUGACCCUGUUCUCCCUGCUGGCCCUCAUGCAGGGCAUGGUGUGGAACUUCUGGGGUCCCAUCCAGAACUCGGCCGUUCACGCGCUCGGCUUCACCAAGUCGGACAUCGCGGUCCUGGUUCUGUGGGGCCCGGUGGGCUACCUGCCCUGGUUCUUGUUUAUGUGGCUCAUGGAUAAGAAAGGUCUGCGGGCGUCCCUCCUCCUCUCCACCUUCUUCAUGCUGCUGGGAGCAGCUCUGCGCAGCUUCCCGCUGACAGACCAGCCUCUCCGACGAUGGCUGAUCCACGGAGGCCAGCUCCUGAACGGACUCGCCGGUCCCACCAUCAUGAGCGCCGGCCCCCUCCUGUCCACCACCUGGUUCGCCCCGGACCAGAGGGCCACCGCCACGGCCGUGGCCUCGCUCUUCUGCUACCUGGGGGGCGCGGCGGCCUUCGUGGUGGGACCUCUGGUGGUCCCCGCUCCAACGCACCCUGGCGGGACGUGGCGGCGGCGGGGAGUUUCCGACAGCACCAUCCGAGACCGGAUCCAGCUGGUUCUGUAUGCAGAGCUGGCCGUCGUGGCGGUGCUAUUCUCGGCGGUGCUGGCUCUACUUCCCGUCUCGCCUCCGAUGCGCCCAGUGUUGCGGCUGCGAGCCAUGAGGUUGGGCUACAGGAGCAGCACCCUGCGUCUUCUCAGCAACCUGCGCUUCCUGAUGAUCGCUCUGGCCUACGCUGUCCCCACUGGAGUGUGGGCCGGCUGGUCCGGAGUCCUGGACAUGGUCCUCACGCCCGCUAAAGUCAGCCAGGUGGACGCAGGCUGGAUCGGGUUCUGGUCCACGGUUGGCGGAUGUGUGUUUGGAGUGGCGAUGGCGAGGUUUGCAGACUCCAUCCGUGGGAUGCUGAAGCUGAUCCUGGUGCUGAUGCUGGCCGGGGCCUCGCUGUCCUCCACCUGGUUCACCCUCACCUGUCUGAGCAGGGUCACCCACCUGCCCUCCACUGCAGCCAUCCUCUACACCUCCUGCAUCCUGCUGGGCAUCUUCAUCAACAGCAGCAUCCCCAUCUUCCUGGAGCUCUUCAUCGAGACGGUGUACCCGGUGCCUGAAGGCAUCACCUGCGGGGUCGUGACCUUCCUGGGGAACCUGGUCACCGGCCUGCUGCUCUUCUUCCUCACCUUCUACUGCACAGACGUGUCCUGGUUGAACUGGUGUCUCACCGGAUCCUGCCUCUUCAGCCUCGUCCUCAUCCUCUUCUUCAGGGAGUCGUACGACCGCCUCUACCUGGACGUCUUCGUGUCCGUCUGAGAGGAGUCCACCUGCAGCGCAGAGACAAGGGACAAAGGACAGAAAAGGACAGAAAAGGACAGAAGGGGACAGAAGGGGGACGCUGCAGCAGCAGAGGAGCACAGGGAGGCGGAGGUCCUGCUGUAAAUAAAGGGACGCCUGGCGACGGACUCCAUGUCCACCGUCUUUCAGGACUCAGCCGCCAGACUGCUGGAGACGCCGUCACUUCCUGCUCUGGUCCUGGUUCUGGUCCCGGUUCUGGGUUUUCCUGUAAACAGACUGAAUUUGGUUUCCUCACGGUGGACUGUCAUGGCGUCAUAUUUCCAUUUGUCCUAAUGUCUCCGGAGCGACGGGACUCAGCAUCAGGACCGGCUGGGACCGGCUGGGACCGGCUGGGACCGGCUGGGACCGGCUGGGACCGGCUGGGACUGGCCGGGACCAGCUGGGACCGGCCGGGACCGGCUGGGACUGGCUGGGACCGGCUGGGAGCACCGGGGAGGCUGGACCGGCCUGUCAUGGAGAGCCAGGUCCUGCGACCCUUCUGACGGUUGGACGCCAGAGAGACCGGGACCGGCGCCCCCCGCUGGAGGCUUUGGGUUUCUCUGUAGUCUGUCUGUGACGGGUGUGUGUGUUCCCUGGGUGUGUGUGUGUUCCCUGGGUGUGUGUGUUGUUCUCUGGGUGUGUGUGUGUUCUCUGGGUGUGUGUUGUUCUCUGAACGGUGUGUAUUUAUAGGAAGUGGGCCACAGGAGACCUGUUGAUCCCAUGCCCCCCCCCCCCCCCCCCCCUUGAGACUUUUACCUGGUCCUGUGACCGGCGGCGUCCCCCGGUCCCCCGGUCCCCCGGUCCCCCGGUCCCCCGGUCCAGUCCUCCGGCCCGGCGGCGGGCUGCAGAACCCCUGCUGGGUUUCUUGUUCCGGUUCUGAAAUCUGUUUCCAGCACCUUCAAUAAAAACGUUUUCCAAACUGAGGCCUGUGUUCCUGAUCAGGACCAACCUGCUCCGGGAUGAGGACCGGCCUUCCACCUGCUGCCUGCGCCGAGCUGAGAACCAGACGGAGAACCGGACCGUCCCGAGGCCUCCGGUUCUGGUUCUGGGCUCUGCAGCCGGUCCGGAGUCCAGACCAGAGAGGAGCCGCUGACUCAGAAUGAAAACUGACGUCGAGGUUUUGUCUUAGAAUGAAGAACCGCGGUGAAACGGCUAAAAC
This is a messenger RNA of Salarias fasciatus (jewelled blenny), 2687 nucleotides long. It is a transcript of the gene slc49a4, whose product is annotated as solute carrier family 49 member 4. NCBI's taxonomy places the organism in Eukaryota, Metazoa, Chordata, Actinopteri, Blenniiformes, Blenniidae. The record is from RefSeq and is a predicted model, not a curated record. Gene Ontology annotation, cellular component: intracellular membrane-bounded organelle; membrane.